AAAAGUCAAACAAAGAAGAAAUUAAGUGACCAAAUGAUUGAUGCAGAUGCUAAGUGUUAAUUUUUUUUCCUAAUUCUUGACAGAGUGUCCAACAAAGAGAAUGGAAGAGGCCGGCCUACUCAAUCAAACCUCUUCCAUCACAUAUAUACGACUUAGAGGCUUAUCUGUAAAUCAGAAGGUGCAGAUGGCUGUGUUUGCCAUGUUCCUCACUUUCUAUGUCCUGACACUGAUUGGGAACAUCCUCAUUGUCAUAACUAUUACCUAUGACCGCCGGCUCCAUACCCCUAUGUAUUUCUUCCUCAGCAACCUGUCUUUUAUCGAUGUCUGCCACUCCACUGUCACAGUCCCCAAGAUGCUGAUAGAUACAUGGUCAGAAGAGAAGCUCAUCUCCUUUGAUGCCUGUGUCACUCAGAUGUUUUUCCUGCACCUCUUUGCCUGCACAGAGAUCUUUCUCCUCACCAUCAUGGCCUAUGAUCGGUAUGUGGCCAUUUGCAAACCCCUGCAGUACAUGACAGUUAUGAACUGGAAAGUAUGUGUGCUUCUUGCUGUGGCCCUCUGGACAGGAGGAACCAUCCACUCCGUCGCACUGACCUCCCUCACCAUCAAGCUGCCCUACUGUGGUCCCGAUGAGAUCGACAACUUCUUCUGCGAUGUACCUCAGGUGAUCAAAUUGGCCUGCACGGAUACCCACAUCAUUGAAAUCCUCAUCAUCUCCAACAGUGGGCUGAUCUCUGUGGUCUGUUUCGUGGUCCUUGUGGUGUCCUAUGCAGUCAUCCUGGUUAGCCUGCGGCAGCAGCUGUCCGAAGGCAGGCGGAAGGCCUUAUCCACCUGUGCAGCCCACCUCACCGUGGUCACAUUAUUCCUGGGCCACUGCAUCUUCAUCUAUUCCCGUCCAUCCACCAGCCUCCCUGAGGACAAGGUGGUGGCUGUGUUUUUCACCGCUGUCACCCCCCUGCUGAACCCCAUCAUCUAUACUCUUAGGAAUGAAGACAUGAAAAACGCCUUGAACAAGUUAAUGGGAAGGUUGGAGGGGAGAGGGAGAGAGAAAAAAUAACUAUUUUUUUAAGUUUAUUUAUUUAUUUUGAGAGAGAUC
Felis catus (domestic cat) is the source of this 1093-nucleotide messenger RNA. RefSeq names its product olfactory receptor 4E1. The coding region runs from base 101 to 1054 and encodes 317 amino acids. Gene Ontology annotation, cellular component: membrane. The record is from RefSeq and is a predicted model, not a curated record. Gene Ontology annotation, biological process: G protein-coupled receptor signaling pathway. Gene Ontology annotation, molecular function: G protein-coupled receptor activity; olfactory receptor activity. The transcript has a single exon. Lineage: Eukaryota; Metazoa; Chordata; Mammalia; Carnivora; Felidae.